AAUAGACAUAAAGAUCUGUUAUUGCAAGCCGUUUGAAAAGGCUGUAACGUGACUCUCUCAAAAUGAGUAUUUCAAGAAAUACUUCACACUCUUUUGCGAGACCAGAAGAGGCACGUGUGGUCAGUAUCAAUCUAUUCUUAACUGUGGAUUUCAACCAAAGAGUUCUUAAAGGAACAGCGCAUUUGUUUAUAGAAUGGAAACCUUCAAUUAAUGAGAUAAUUUUAGAUAACUUCGGACUUGAUGUAUUAAGUGUCACAGGCAGUGAUGGAACACCUUUCAUUUAUCGUGUGGAAGAUGAUUUCGAUCAUCGUAUUAAAAAUGGUCAUGCUCCAUACAUUGGAAGUCGAUUUUCCAUACAAAUACCACAAAAUGUUGGUAGUGUUAAUACUACUUAUAAAUCUAAAUUUAGAUAUAAUAGACAUAUGAUUCAAAUUGAAUAUAAAACGAGUCCAAACUCUCCUGCAUUAUAUUGGCUAACACCGGAGCAAACUGCUGAUGGUUUAUAUCCUUUCUUAUUGUCUAAUAACAAGCUAAUUUACGCUAGAGCAUGGUUUCCUUGCCAGGACACCCCAUCUGUCAAAAUUAUUUACACUGCUAAGAUUUCAGUACCAAAAAGAUACAAAGUUUUGAUGUCCGCUUAUUUGCACGAUGUAGACUACAACAAUAAUCUAGAUCUAGACGUAUAUACAUUCAUUCAAAGUAACCGUGUACCACCUUAUGCAGUGAUUAUUGCUGUGGGCUUACUAGAGACAAUACAUAUUAGUGAAAAGACCAAAGUAUUUGCCGAAAGCAAAUUUAUUAAUGAACAUAUAGAUUAUACUUCUUAUUCGGACGGGAUUGAAACCAUGUUGCAAGUUGCCGAAAGUCUGUGUGGACCUUAUAUGUGGGGUCAUAAAUACGAUAUAUGCGUGCUUCCUCCAAGUAUCGCCCAUUUCAAAAUAGAAUGUCCAUGCGUGACAUUUAUUUCGUCAACUAUACUUGGCGAAGAUCGUACUCGUCUCAGUAAAUUCGCUCUGAACAUCUCACAGUGCUGGGCAGGAAAUUUAGUUACAUGUUCGAAUUAUGAGCAUUUGUGGCUGAAUAGGAGUUUCAGCAAUUUUAUUGGCAGGAAAAUUUAUUGCCGAAUAUUGCAAGACUGUGAAGCCAUGCAGUCUUUCUUGGACAAGAUAGGAAUCCGUGCCCUGAAGAAUAUGGUAAAGUAUAGUACUUUGAUUAGAAGUAAUAAAUAAUAUUAAUAAUUGACAAUAUUUUACUUUGUAUACGCAAUAAACACAAACGCAAACCCAUUUCUUGAAUUCUUUAUAGUGCAAUGUGAUAUUUUCUGAAAUUAUAUUACAGAUUAAAAAAUUCAGAAAUGUGGACAUGCUAGAUUGUUUAUUACCCAAUUUGACGAAUACGUCGCCCCAUGAAGCUACUGAUUAUGUGCCUUAUGAAACGGGGUGUAUGCUCUUAGGUUAUUUAGAGAAUAUAUUAGGAGGACCUUCAGAAUUCGAACCAUUCCUUAGAUCUUACUUUAAAAAAUUUAAGUACGAAAGUAUAAACACUAAGAAUUGGAAGGACUACUUAUAUGAAUAUUUUUCUAACAAAAAGGCGUUAUUAGAUGGUGUUGCAUGGGACGAGUGGUUCGACACAGUCCCUUCCCCACCUGUCUUGCAAGUAUUUACCGCAUUGGAAAUAAAUAUUAGCAAUUUAACGGUAGAAUGGGUCAACUGGGAUUAUAAACCCAUUAAUAUACCACUCUUAAUUGAUGGAAACUCCCCUAGUGACGUUCAAAUAAUGAUAUUACUACACUAUCUAUAUAAAUGUUAUGAGAAACUGACCAUAAGAAAACUGGAAGUCAUUCUUCAUCAUUACGCUCUUGAUUCCAAAAAUUGUGAAAUAAAGUUUUUUUGGUUGGUAUUGUGCAUCAAAGUUCGAUGGGACGAGAAAGUUGAAUCAGCAUUGAACUUUGCCGUUGAAUAUUGUUCGCCAAAUUAUGCAUGUCCUAUAUUUGAACUUUUGAUCGAAUGGGAAGAAAUGCGUGAACAAGCGAUCGAAACAUAUAAUCGCAAUAAAGGAAAGAUGUUGUAUGAAACCCAGGAAAGAUUAGACUUUAUUAUAUAUCUAUUUAAAUAAUUAUUUUUUUUACAAUUAAUCAAAUUUUUUUCUUAUAAGGU
Molecule: messenger RNA, 2156 nt
Organism: Temnothorax curvispinosus
Lineage: Eukaryota; Metazoa; Arthropoda; Insecta; Hymenoptera; Formicidae
Product: leukotriene A-4 hydrolase-like
Exons: 9
Coding region: 63-1229 (388 amino acids)
Biological process (GO): proteolysis
Cellular component (GO): cytosol
Molecular function (GO): metallopeptidase activity; zinc ion binding
Source: RefSeq, a predicted model, not a curated record